CUGUGCCACUUUUACGCGCAGCCAAAAUGAGCGUGUCUCUGUCAAAGGUGCUCUUCCUGUGGCUGCUGACGAUACCCUGCAUGGAAGCCAUUCACGGAUUAUACAAUUUUGGCCAGCACGAUUUGUUCUACAAGAAGAAUAACUGCAAGCAAAUCCCCGCCAACCUCCUCCUGUGCCAUGACAUCGAGUACACGGAGAUGCGGCUGCCGAACCUGCUGGGACACGAAACCAUGAACGAGGUUCUGCAGCAGGCUGCGUCCUGGAUCCCGCUGGUGCAGAAGCAGUGUCACCCCGACACCAAGAAGUUCCUCUGCUCCCUCUUUGCCCCCGUGUGUCUGGACGACCUGGACGAGCCCAUACAGCCGUGCAGGUCUCUGUGCGAAAGCGUCAAGGACGGCUGCGCGCCCGUCAUGUCCGCGUUUGGAUUCCCCUGGCCCAAGAUGUUGGACUGCGACCGUUUCCCCUUAGACAACGACCUGUGCAUACCUCCAGCGAGCUUGGAGAACUUUGUGCCAGCAACGAAAGAAGUGCCCAGAGUGUGUGAUGCCUGCAAGGAAACUGAGGAGAAUGACAACGAAAUUGUUGACAACCUUUGUAAGAAUGACUUUGCCCUGAAGAUAAAAGUCAAGGAGAUCUCCUACAUCAAUGGUGACACCAAGAUAGUGCCGGAGACCAAGAGCAAGACCAUCUACAAGAUGAAGGGCGUGAGCGAGCACGACCUGAGGAAGACGGUGCUGUGGCUGAAGGAUGGGCUGCAGUGCAUCUGCGAGGAGAUGAACGACAUCAACGCCGCCUACCUGGUCAUGGGCCAAAAGAUGGACGGCCAUCUGGUCAUCACCUCACUGAAGCGCUGGCAGAAGGGACAGCGUGAGUUUAAGAGGAUUUCUCGCAGCAUCCGCAAAAUGCAGUGUUAGAGAGGAAACAACCACGACCUGCAUGAGUUACUGAUGAGCUCUGUCCCAAACUCAUUUAAGAUCCAUCUCUGAAGUCCAACAAAGGUGUUUCCGUGGCAUUUGAGAACACAAAAAAAUCCUAGAAGAAUAACAAUAACGCAAACGCACGGCUAGGUUUAUAAAGUAACAUGGAUUUAAUUUGGGAGUGGAGUAAAAAAAAAAUGCCACAAAUGUGAACUGUACCAGUGCAUAAUUG
Messenger RNA from Cynoglossus semilaevis (tongue sole), 1149 nucleotides. RefSeq names its product secreted frizzled-related protein 2 (gene sfrp2). Gene Ontology annotation, molecular function: Wnt-protein binding. The coding region runs from base 27 to 914 and encodes 295 amino acids. NCBI's taxonomy places the organism in Eukaryota, Metazoa, Chordata, Actinopteri, Pleuronectiformes, Cynoglossidae. The record is from RefSeq and is a predicted model, not a curated record. Gene Ontology annotation, biological process: canonical Wnt signaling pathway; non-canonical Wnt signaling pathway. The transcript has 3 exons.